AAUUAAUAGGGUAGCUUAAGAUUAGAAGUUCAAGGUCAGACACUAGUGCAAAUUUUCCAAAAGACAGUCUUGAGUUCUUUUGUUUGCCAUGUUUCAAUGUUUGCUUUGCCCAACUCAUUUUUAACGUAAUGGCACGUUGCCUUGCGUUGCAAGGAAAAGGAGUUUUCGCUUUUCAGUGUUAUUCGUAAUCAUUAUAAUAUUUUUCUUUGCAUAAAACUAUGGAAGACAGCCCUUAUUUUCGUUUUUAUUUGGGUGACCAAAAGACUAAACCGAAAGAAUGUUUUGGACAAUUGUCAGUCCAAAAUCAAAGUCACAAAGUAGUUUCGACUUUUGGAACAUUUUUCUUUGCAUGCAUUCUGACUUACAAGAGGCAAAAACAGUAACGAAAUAAACCAUUACAGCCAUAUGACCGAAGGCAUUCUAACACUGUCGGCCUUCUAUUCGGCGAUUGACCUUGCGUCACGUCCUGGUGCAUUGCUGCAUUCUAACUAAACUUGUAAACUGGUAUAAAACCCACCUGAAGGAAGUAACUAGCCGCCUAGUGUUUGAGAACAAGUGUUGUUGCUUUAGGCCUAAUGGCGAAUUACCAUUAACCUUACGAAACACAAACAAGAUCCACACACAACCCCCCAGUAAAGCCAAAGUUUUAAAUUCUAAGCACUCAGUGUAAAGCUACGUGAUUGAAGGCAUUACAAAUAGUCCUGUCUUUUAAAUCUGUUACGUAACGAUUGAUUUCUCUUGAAAUGGACCCAGCCCUGAAGGAACAGUGUUGGUCCUUGCAAUUAGGUCUAGACCACCAAAAUCCAUACGAUUUCGCUAUUUUUUCGUGGCAAUCAAAGAAGUGUAAAGUGUCUGGUUACUACCUCAUCUAUCGGUUCGUGGUUGCAGCUCUUUUCAUAGCGAUUAUCGUUUUCGGUUUGUCCAUAAGCAAACACCCCAAUAGCUGGAUUAUCUAUUUCAGCCAUGUUGGUAUUCUCCUACAAACUUUAUAUUUAAUAAUCGCAGCCGCCAUUCCAGUCCAGCUUCUCUUAAAUCCUUCCAAAGAUGGCGUUGAGACCCAACUGUCUCUUUUGCCCCGCCUUUCUUGGUUCCUUUACAAUGUAACCAAUUUAAUGAGUUUAUGGAUUUCUGCAAUUUUUUGGGCCGGAAUCUCCGUUGUUGAACGAGAACCGAAAGACACGGAUUUUCUUACUCACGGAUUGAACAGCAUAAUGUCAAUAUGUGAUGUGUUCAUCAGUAAGAGGCCGUGCCGUUUAUUGCAUUUUACCCAUUCGUGGGCAAUCUUUGUGCCGGGCUACGUCGUGUUUACUGUCAUCUACUGGGGAGCAGGAGGUCGAAGAGAAAACGGAAUUUCUGCCAUCUACCCAAUUUUGGAUUGGGAUAAUCUCAGUGUGACCAUUCCGUGCGUGACAGUGGGACUGACUUUGGGUUUGCUUUUUAUCCAUGGGUUCGUGUGGAUGCUUCACUUACUCAGAGAUCGCGUGAUCGCCUGCGUGAACAGCCAUAAAAGUGAACCACAGUCUGCGCUUCAGGGCCAAUGGAAUCCUGCCCUUGUUGUCGACGAAGUUGUCGUAGUCGACUUGAAAAUUCAAGCCUAAUCUUUUUAUGCGUCGAGUUGGAUUAAUUGCGUUUCUCCGUAAAUGGCUACGUUAAGCAGCAAGAAGAUUUAUGGUGAGGCAUAACGGACUUGGGAAACAAGAAGCGACUUCACCAUCGCCCUGAAACAAUGAUAAACAAUGCGCCAUCUUCUGUUUCUACUGAAUAACUUUCAAAUUAGUUUAUAAGUGAUUAAUUACGUAAUAAACGAAAUAAUCCUCCUUUU
Daphnia magna is the source of this 1822-nucleotide messenger RNA. Its product is annotated as protein rolling stone. Gene Ontology annotation, cellular component: membrane. NCBI's taxonomy places the organism in Eukaryota, Metazoa, Arthropoda, Branchiopoda, Diplostraca, Daphniidae. The record is from RefSeq and is a predicted model, not a curated record.